AUGUCUUCAUCCCACGUCACAUCCGCCCUCGUCGUACUUGCACAGGACGCAGUGGAAGCUGCCCAGUUUCUGCUGGACUUCCGAGGAGAAGCCCAUGGGACACUUGGGGGCGUCGCUGCCCACAGGCGUGGAGGGCUGUGCGCCGCCAGAGGCCAGGAAGGGGCAUUUCCCAGGUGCCUUGGGCGCCUCGGCCUGCUCCGGGAUCUGGGAGUGAAAGGGGCACCCAGCGGCUUGCGCGGCAGCCUUGACGCUGAUCUGGGGAGGGUUGCCCGCCUCCUUGUUACCAUUCCCCCGCUCGCUGGGGGUCCGAGAGGGGUCAGGGACGGGAGACGAUGUCUCCUUGGCGCCACCCAUGAAGCGCCGGAAGGGGCAGCCAGAGGAGGCGGGGGGGGGAAUGGUGGUGGCAGGGUCUCGGGAAUCUGCGCCUGCCACACGUCCCGAAGCUGCAGGAUGGUCCAGGUCUGA
Molecule: messenger RNA, 465 nt
Organism: Auxenochlorella protothecoides
Lineage: Eukaryota; Viridiplantae; Chlorophyta; Trebouxiophyceae; Chlorellales; Chlorellaceae
Exons: 1
Coding region: 1-465 (154 amino acids)
Source: RefSeq, a predicted model, not a curated record